AUGCUCAACAUUGACCUUCGAGUGGACGACCCUUGUAACAGGGUUUAUCAUAUGACUCUUAAAGCUAUCUGGUGCAAUAAAAGCUGUACAGCCGACCUGCUAUUGUGUUGUCUACCAGUACGGGAGGAGCUGACGUCUGACAUGAGCUCCACCUCAGCACUGUCACGAGAGGAAUGUCGCAAGAUCGUAAAGAGGCACCUGCAGAGGGACGACUUCGAGUUGGCAUGGUUUGCAGUGGCUCCCCUUAGCACAGACAUGAAGGGCUUCAUGGGCGAUCACCUGAAGCUGCGUACAUCGGUGUCACUAGGCGACAAGGAAAGCCGAGGGGCGAAGACCAUCGAACCGCAGUUCUUCGUGAAGUCGGUGCCUCUGGAUGACGCCUACAGGAGGAGUUUCGCUAUGGCGUCUGUGGCCUACCAGAAGGAGGUCCUGUACUACGGUGAUCUCCUUAGGGACGUGCAGAAACACCUGCGCUGCUCGGAGUACGAGGCUGCUACGUACCUGGGCACUGUCCCGCAAUGCUACUACUUGCGGCCGGACUUGCUGGUGUUGGAGGAUCUGGCUUUGGCCGGCUUUCGCGUGUUGGACCCCAUGAAGCCACUGGACGUCCACCAGUGCGAGUGCGUGCUAAAGGCGCUGGCGCGACUCCACGCCACGUCCAUCGUGUUCGAGGAGCGAGAGGGCCGGCGACUGGCCGACAAGUACCCGCUUCUUGGGCACGAGACUCUCUAUCGGUGGGAGCCGGACUCUCAACUUUACCUCGCACAAGUCGCCAGCCGCCGCGCUACACACAUUUUGCUGGACCUCGUGCCUCGCUUCGCACCGGGCACGCCUCAUAACGAAAAGCUACACAGCCUCCUUGACACUGUUAUGGAAUCAAUCUACGAACUCUUGAAACCGAGUGACAACUUUAAAAAUCUCCUCUCUGAUAUUGCUGAAGGGAGACAUUGGCUCUCUUGGACAAAGGAAGUGUCAUCCUCUAAAUGCAUUGAUAUGCUACUUUUGGAAGCUCGCACAGUAAACAAUAUGCUAUUCGCGGAGGACACCAAGGGCGAGCUGUCGGUGCGGUUCGUGGACUUCCAGACACUUCACCUGGAGCCUCCAGCACACGACGUGGUACCCUUUCUGCACUUGGUCACUGAGCGCGACAUGCGACGUGUCCACGGCCAGCGGCUGCUGGAGCUAUACCACCAGACACUGGCCGACGUGCUGCGCCAGCACGACCUCGACAUCGACUCCCUCCUGCCCCUGCAGAUCUUCCUGCAGUCAUGCGAGGACACCAAACCAUUGGCCGUCCUCCUAGCCGCCUACGUACUGCAAUUCACCAUGCUGCCUCAACCAAAGGAUUUCGACCUGGAGAGUUUGGUAUUGGACCGUAACGACCUGGUGAAGGCCACAUACCAGCAUGAAGAACGCUAUCGUUCGAGGAUGACAGAGGCUGUGGAGGAACUGGUUGAGACCUGCCUCAUGCCUCGCCUACGGGAACAGCAGCGGUGA
Molecule: messenger RNA, 1497 nt
Organism: Schistocerca serialis cubense
Lineage: Eukaryota; Metazoa; Arthropoda; Insecta; Orthoptera; Acrididae
Exons: 5
Coding region: 1-1497 (498 amino acids)
Source: RefSeq, a predicted model, not a curated record